Carlito syrichta (Philippine tarsier) is the source of this 8431-nucleotide messenger RNA. RefSeq names its product ubinuclein 2 (gene UBN2). NCBI's taxonomy places the organism in Eukaryota, Metazoa, Chordata, Mammalia, Primates, Tarsiidae. The coding region runs from base 252 to 3761 and encodes 1169 amino acids. The transcript is spliced from 18 exons. Gene Ontology annotation, cellular component: nucleus. The record is from RefSeq and is a predicted model, not a curated record.
ACGAGCCCCCGCGGCCCGAGCCGCCGCCGCCGCUGCCCUUGCCGCCGCCCCCGCCGCGGGAGUCGGCUUCCCGGGCCGAGCGGCCGCCGCGGGAGACAGUGCGCCUGGAGCUGGUGCUCAAGGACCCCACCGACGAGAGCUGCGUGGAGUUCAGUUACCCGGAGCUGCUGCUGUGCGGGGAACAACGGAAGAAGCUCAUUCAUACAGAAGACCCAUUUAAUGAUGAGCGUCAGGAGAGGCAGGAAGUGGAAAUGUUGGCUAAGAAGUUUGAAAUGAAAUAUGGUGGGAAACCCCGUAAACACCGGAAGGAUCGGCUACAAGAUUUAAUUGAUAUAGGCUUUGGCUAUGAUGAGACAGAUCCAUUUAUUGAUAACUCAGAGGCUUAUGACGAAUUAGUUCCUGCUUCUCUUACAACAAAAUAUGGAGGCUUUUAUAUCAACACUGGCACGCUACAGUUUCGUCAAGCUUCAGAUACUGAAGAAGAUGAUAUUACAGACAACCAAAAGCACAAGCCACCCAAAGUUCCCAAAAUAAAAGAAGAUGAUAUUGAGAUAAAGAAGCGGAAGCGGAAAGAGGAAGGGGAAAAGGAGAAGAAGCCAAGGAAAAAAGUACCCAAACAACUUGGAGUUGUGGCUCUAAAUUCACACAAAUCUGAAAAAAAGAAGAAACGUUAUAAAGAUUCUCUUUCUCUAGCUGCCAUGAUUAGAAAAUUUCAGAAAGAGAAGGACGCAUUAAAGAAGGAGUCUAGCCCAAAAGUCCCGGUGACCUUGUCAACCUCCUCUCUGAAUAAACCCCCCUGUGCUGCUGCAGCAUUGGGGAAUGAUGUCCCGGACUUAAAUCUGAACAGUGCUGAUCCAGACCUGCCCAUUUUUGUUAGCACAAAUGAACAUGAACUGUUUCAGGAAGCUGAAAAUGCCCUAGAGAUGCUAGAUGAUUUCGACUUUGACAGAUUACUGGAUGCUGCUUCUGAUGGUAGCCCCCUAUCUGAGUCAGGAGGAGAAAAUGGAAACACCACCCAGCCAACCUACAUAUCUCAGGUUAUGCCCAAGGUGGUACCUACACUUCCAGAGGGUCUACCUAUACUUCUUGAAAAACGUAUUGAAGACCUCCGUGUAGCUGCCAAACUUUUUGAUGAAGAAGGAAGGAAAAAAUUCUUUACACAGGAUAUGAAUAAUAUUCUUCUAGACAUUGAGUUACAGCUACAAGAACUAGGCCCUGUCAUUCGUAGUGGUGUCUACUCCCACCUUGAAGCUUUUGUGCCAUGCAAUAAAGAAACACUGGUAAAACGUCUAAAGAAGUUGCAUCUCAAUGUCCAGGAUGAUCGUUUAAGGGAACCUCUGCAAAAACUGAAACUGGCCGUUAGCAAUGUCAUGCCUGAACAGCUAUUCAAAUAUCAAGAGGACUGCCAGGCUCGGAGUCAAGCUAAGUGUGCCAAAUUGCAAACAGAUGAAGACCGAGAAAAAAAUGGAUCUGAGGAAGAUGAUGAUGAGAAACCUGGGAAACGUGUUAUAGGACCAAGAAAGAAAUUCCACUGGGAUGAUACCAUCAGAACUUUGUUAUGUAACCUUGUUGAGAUCAAAUUGGGAUGCUAUGAGUUAGAGCCAAAUAAAAGCCAGUCUGCUGAGGAUUAUCUUAAAUCCUUUAUGGAGACAGAGGUGAAGCCCUUGUGGCCUAAGGGCUGGAUGCAGGCAAGAAUGCUUUUUAAAGAAAGUCGAAGUGUACAUAAUCAUCUUACUUCUGCUCCGGCAAAGAAAAAGGUGAUUCCUGCACCUAAACCCAAAGUAAAGGAGGUGAUGGUAAAGACCCUUCCUCUCCAUUCUUUCCCCACUAUGCUGAAGGAGUGUAGUCCCAAAAAGGACCAGAAAACUCCUGCGUCCAUGGUGGCUUCAGCUGGCGGUCCUCCAACAAGCUCCAGCACAUCUGUGGUUGCUGCAGCCAGUGCUAGCUCCGCACCAUCCCAAGAAACCAUCUGCCUCGAUGACUCAUUAGAUGAAGACCUUUCUUUCCAUUCACCUUCACUGGAUCUGGUUUCUGAAGCUUUAGCUGUUAUCAACAAUGGGAACAAGGGCCCUCCAGUUGGUUCAAGGAUAGGCAUGACAACUACAAAGCCUCGCCCAGGACUGAGAGAAGAAAAGCUCGCAAGUAUCAUGAGUAAGCUGCCACUGGCCACUCCCAAAAAACUAGAUUCUACUCAGACUGCACAUUCUUCAAGUCUUAUUGCUGGUCACACAGGACCAGUACCAAAGAAACCCCAGGAUUUAGCUCAUACUGGCAUCUCUUCAGGCCUUAUUGCUGGUUCUUCAAUUCAGAACCCUAAAGUUUCUUUAGAACCUUUGCCAGCCAGGCUACUUCAGCAAGGACUGCAGAGGUCAAGCCAGAUUCACGCUUCUUCCUCUUCACAGACUCACGUCUCCUCUUCUUCCCAAGCCCAAAUUGCUGCCUCUUCUCAUGCUCUGGGAACACCCGAGGCCCAUGAUGCUUCUUCGCUAACACAAGUAACAAAGGUGCACCAGCAUUCAGCUGUCCAACAGAACUAUGUGUCUCCAUUACAAGCAACCAUUAGUAAAUCACAAACCAACCCAGUGGUGAAAUUAAGUAAUAAUCCCCAACUCUCCUGCUCAUCCCCACUUAUUAAGACUUCAGACAAGCCACUUAUUUACCGCCUUCCCUUGUCUACCCCCUCAUCUGGAAAUGGUUCUCAAGGGUCCCAUUCCCUGGUUUCUAGGACAGCACCUAGCACCACUACCUCCAGUAACUAUUUAGCCAAGGCUAUGGUGUCACAAAUCUCCACGCAGGGUUUCAAAUCUCCCUUCACAAUGGCUGCAUCCCCCAAACUUGCCGCAUCUCCCAAACCUGCCACGUCUCCGAAGCCCCUGCCCUCGCCUAAGCCUUCUGCCUCACCCAAGCCCCCCCUGUCAGCUAAGCCUUCAGUAUCAACUAAACUUAUUUCUAAAUCCAACUCAACUCCCAAGCCUACUGUAUCCCCAAGCUCUUCCAGUCCAAAUGCACUAGUAGCCCAGAGUAGCCACUCCAGCAGUAACAACCCAGUCCAUAAACAGCCUGGUGGAAUUAACAUCAGUAGACAGUCUCCCACCUUGAAUUUGUUGUCCUCUAAUCGCACUUCAGGCCUUUCGUCUACAAAAAAUCUUCAGGCCCCUUCAAAGCUAACAAACUCAUCAUCCACUGCAACUGUUGGAAAGAAUAGCUUGAGUGGAAUUACAAUGAAUGUACCUGCCAGCAGAGGUAGCAACCUUAACUCAAGUGGAGCUAAUAGGACUAGUCUAUCUGGGGGAACAGGAAGUGGAAUACAGGGUGCUACUAAACCGUUGUCUACUCCACAUAGACCAUCCUCUGCCUCAGGGUCUUCGGUAGUAACAGCCAGUGUGCAGUCCACAGCAGGAGCGUCAUUAUUGGCUAAUGCCUCACCUCUGACUCUCAUGACAUCACCUUUGUCUGUAACAAAUCAAAAUGUGACUCCUUUUGGGAUGCUGGGUGGCCUAGUUCCAGUGACCAUGCCCUUCCAGUUUCCCUUGGAGCUACUUGGCUUUGGAACGGACACAGCUGGAGUGACAACCACCUCGGGAUCUACCUCAGCCGCUCUCCACCAUAGCCUAACUCAGAAUUUACUAAAGGGUUUACAGCCAGGAGCUCAGCAUGCAGCAACACUUUCCCACUCACCUCUGCCUACACACUUACAACAAACAUUUAACGAUGGAGGCCAAAGCAAAGGGGACACUAAAUUACCACGAAAAUCUCAGUGACUUCCCAGCAAAUAAAGGAGAUGAAACACUUGUUUGGCUGAUGGAAUCUACCUGAUGGGAAAGUACUUAUGUGGUCAUAGGGCUGCUGUUUCUGUCGAUGUUUACAUUCUCUCGUCCCAAGCACUGUGGUGAGGAGGAAAAAGAAAAGAAAACAUUACUUGAGCAAAACCAGGUGCAGGAGGAAGAAAUGCUUUUGUGCAAAGUUAGUGACCUUGGUCUCUUCUCAAGAAAGACAAAGUUACCAUAUUAAGUGACUUGAAAGAAACUCAGUUGUCAAACCCACAAAAGUACAAAUUUGAUUUUUCCCCGGGGAGGCAAAGGAAGCUGAGAGGAUUUGGGUAAACUCCAUCCAUCCUGGGGGUUGGAUCUGAACACUUGUAGACAUAAUUGCAUAAUAAAAGGCAAUAUAUCUGGAAUUAGGCCAGUUUGUCAGGAGUAAUGAUCAUGUCUGUUUGAGUAGACUAUGUAGCAGAUUUGCCACAAAAAAAUUUAAUGACUCUAAGUCUGAUACAGACAGUAGCUGAAGAAAUAAUGUCCCCUCAAAAAUCCUGAGCAAACUUGAAUCUUCUCCAGUGUGUAGCAACUCCCCAUGUAAAUCAGUAAACUAAAAAUGCUUCUAGAAAGUUACUUUAGCACAGUGAUAUAUUUUAUUAAAUUAUCUGAAUUUUUUAAAGUCAGGAAGUUGAGCCUGUUGCUCAUAACAGACAAAACCUAGGUGUCCCCUUUUUGUAAGAGGGUCAGUUUCAGCUUCCAUUAGAGCAGGUACUUAACUUUUCUUCAGGUGAUUUGUGCAUCUGGUAUUGACUGGUUAACUCUUUUUGCAUUCUCGAUGCUGAAGUGUGACUGUGUUCACAUUUUUCUCUUGAAGAGUGGGUUCUUUAUAGGGCUACUGUUUUGUUGUCCUUAGCCCUUGCAGCAGCAUGAACUGUAAGUUCCCCCAACUGUAAGGUGAGGAUGUCACCUCACUUCCCAACUUCCCCUUCUGUUCUUUUAACCAGUGGUACUUCAGGUGAUUAUUAGCUGUUGCUAUAAACAGGUAGAAGCGUGUACUAUGUUUCUUCACUGGUCAUUCAAUGGCAUGAGUAUAGUUUUUGAAUUUUUAAGAUGGUAUUUUAAAGGGAGGAAUUACAUCAGGAUAAUAAUCACAAUGUAUGUUUACUCCCUAUAGCCAGUGUAGUGAAGUUGUUUGGAGCAUUUGGUAUCCUAAAGCUUUACUAAUAUUCACUCAGAGUAUUGAUGUGUGAGUAAACCUGCAGAUAGUAGACUCCUUAGUUAUUGUAGCUUCCUUAUGCAGAUAGCAUAGUCAACAAAGGAUAUUAAGGGAAACGUAAUUCUCUUUGGAUACAUUGUAUUCUAUUGCCUCUUGAUCAUUCUAGUUUUUUAAGCUUCUGAAUAUUUUCAAACUUUAUCCAAGAAUGGUGUAAGCUCCAAAUGGUGUAAGUUUCAUCCAUUUAUAAUGACAGACUAACCUAAAAAAACAAUAUUAGAAUGGCAGUAGCAAGAUUUCUUGCGUGAUUUUAUUAUCUAUUACCCUAUACCAUUAAGUUUAUUCAAAUAAGAGUAUUAACUAAGCCCUUUUUACAGACAAAAGUCCCAGAUAGCCACAGGACUGUGAAUAAAUAACCACAGAUCUAUUCAGAUCUGUAUGCCUAUAUUUUGACUUCAAAGUCACAUUGGCUUGCUUCAUAGCAAAAAAGUUAAUAAAUAACUGAAAACUUUAGUUCCAAGAACUUGUUACGGUUAAGGGAAAAGAUUACUUCAAAGAAUCAUUGAUACAGUUUUGACUUUAAGAGUUUAGUUUUCCAACAAAACAAAUACAGAUGUUGUAUGAACCCCAGUAGGUAUUUUGGAAGGAUACGGGGAGGAUGUUGUAGACAGAUUUGACUUGAAUUCAGUGUGUUUGAUUAAGGUUUGCUUGAUUUCAAUUACCCAAUUCUUGAUUUAUUCCAAUAUAGCAGACCUCUUGCUUUUAUCAAAUUUGAAAAAAACAAAACAAAAGGUCUUUGCUAAUACUAGGGUAAAUGAUGAGACUUUUCCUUUGGGAAGGUAUCCUUUGUUUUAUUUCUCAUUACAGGAGAGAAGUCAGAGUACAUAUUCAUCUCUCUUCCUGCUGAUAAUUGUACAUGUUUUCAUCUCUGUGUGUGAACAUGUAUACACAUACAUAUAUUAAUAUAAAUGACUAAUUUGAGUUAAAAAAUAAUUUUGAUUUCUGUAAUCCAUCAGUUCUGAGUCAUGUCAUAUAAAGAUCACUGAUGACUCUUUGUCAUCAUUAGAAAAGAGCAGCAUAAUCAGUUCUUCCCCCUGUGUCAUUUUAUACUAACCAGUAGAAGCAUCUGAAGGCCCUUGGCUCCUAGAAUAUAAUAUGGAGAUUAUGUUCUGUUCUCUUUAGUAUUGGACUGCUGUCAGAUCCCCACCUUCAAUCCUCUCCCAUUUUCACAGACCACUUGCGUUCAUUUCAGUCAAGACCCCCCUUUUACAUUAUACAGAUCACCCAAGCAUCCUUGCAUUUCUUUGUAGAUAAAGUAUGAUCAGAGAAUUUCUCCAUGUAAAUACAAACCUAUUUUCUUUCUAGAUCAUAACAUUGAAAAUGGUGUCCAUACUUUAUGGUCACCUGUCCUUACAGUUUUUAUUUCUAAAAAAGCAAACAUAUAAAUUGGUUAUUUUUUAGCACAGAGACUUGUGACUCAUACUGUAUUUUUGCACUUAAAAAUCAAAUUAUGUUAUUUUUUAAAAAGGUGAGUAAUUGGAAAGGAUAUCUAUAGAGCAAUGUGUAUUUCUGAAGAGCAUUAGCAACAUCCAAAUGUAGGAUUAAUCAGCACACUUAAUUACAUCCCACUCAGCGGGAUUCUUGAUUCAGGAAGAUUAAGCUAUUUGUUUUCAACUGUCUUAUGUUUUAAAUUGCCUUCACUGAUAUAUAAGCUGUUACUGUACAUACAAGUUAAUCCUCAGUAUUCACAAGCAAUAAUGGUCAGCAGAGUUGUCCUCAGAGACAGCAGUGCUGAGCCUUGGUUGGAGACUGGGAGCAAAGUGUCAAGCUCACUUAAGAGCCUCCAGAAUAAAUGCAAGCAAUAAUUUCCUUUAUAAGUUGAUUAGAAUUCUUUUUCAUAUGCUUCUGAGGUCAGAUGGUAACUGAAAUCAUGAUUUUAAGACAGCCUGAAGAAGAAGGUUUUGGGAAAAGAAGUAAGGUUAAUCUGUAGUCACAAAAUCCUGAUACUUUAAGGAAAAUCAGAGAAUUGUGUUAGUGCAUUCUUUCAUGCCCACCACCCCUUUGAUGGAUGUUGUUAGCCCAAAUUAUGUUUUUUAUAUCAUAGACAUUGAAUGGGGUUUAUUGCAUCACCAAGGUAAAGAGAAGAACCGGGCACAUACACGUUUUAGUACUGUGGGUUUGACACCUGUUUGGAAACAAUUUAUUGGAAAUGAAAUUUAACCCAGGAUAUUUUUUUUUCCCAAAGCAGAUCUAAAUUGUUUACUACCCAUGACGGGUAAGGGAGGGCACCUCCAGUCUUUCUCCUCCAGUUGCCCUCUCAUACACCCCUUUCCACCUCUACUUGGUUCAAGACAUUUUCUGAAAUGAAAAUUCUACUGUUAUUCAAACUGCCAUUGAUUAUGAGAACUCUAUGUCCUUUGGGAUCAUCUCUUAGAACUCCAGUUAUCUAUCAUAUUUGCUGCUACAUUUGUAAAAUGGACUUUGCCUGUAUUGGUUGACUUUAAUGUAAUUGCAGUUCUUUAUUUCUAGGAGGUUUUAUUCUAUAAGUUGACCCCUGUAUAGAAUUAGGAUACUUUAUUUUAGGAGUGUACCGUAAAAGCACACUGGUCCCUAUAUUGUUUUUAUAAUUUAGGUAUUGAAUUUGUGUUUGCUUUUUGUUUGUUGGUUUUUGUUAUGUUUGUUUUUUAAGUUGGAAAUAGAAGAAUGAGAAAAAUCUCUAAUCAGGCCAAACUUGAGAACUCUCCCUGUGCUUCAGCACUAUAAUGUCUGCUGAUGUAAUGUUCUCAAAAGAGGCACUUUUACUUUCUAUUGCGCAUGUAUGAUUGUUUUUUGUUUUGUUUUUUGCUUUUGAGGGGCUUUUGUUUUUGUAACAAUGACGCAGAAGAAAAGUGCAGUAGUAGAUAAAUGAUCACAAACAUGUUAUGCAACUUUAUUUUAUAAAAUUUUAAGGGGAAAAGUUUAACUCUGUAAAUCAUUUCUUAGCUCUGGUAAAAUGCUUAUAUUACUCCUCUAAAACAUGCUCAAUUCAGGCCUUUGUCUUUGUUAAGUGCCUUUUUUUCUUUUUUUCCCCUUUUGAAACUGUUCUCAGAUAUCUUUAAGUACAGAUUGAUAAGUCAGGGGAUUCAGGAGGAAGAAUCUCAAACUUGCCAAUGUCAUGUCAUGCUGUAAUUCUCUUCCUCUUUAUAUGUAUAUGGAUAUAUGUGUAAGAUACAUGCAUACAUAUAAAACUAUUCGCUGCUGUACCAUUGCAUCCUCUCCGAACACUUCCCCUUCAGUGUUUGCAAAACUUCUGCCUUGUUUAUUCCAUUGCUUUUAGUUGAUUAAAAUGAGCGGAUUGGGAAAUUACUUUUCACACGAUGCCAUUUUCCCCCUUUGAAUAUGUUUGUAGAAGUUAACAAAAAAGGUAUAUCUAGAUACACAUAUAAGUCAGUUAUUAAAAGUAAAAUAAAUUUAGUGGAUCAUU